This is a messenger RNA of Juglans regia (Persian walnut), 1341 nucleotides long. Its product is annotated as tetraketide alpha-pyrone reductase 1. NCBI's taxonomy places the organism in Eukaryota, Viridiplantae, Streptophyta, Magnoliopsida, Fagales, Juglandaceae. The coding region runs from base 133 to 1113 and encodes 326 amino acids. The transcript is spliced from 6 exons. Gene Ontology annotation, molecular function: oxidoreductase activity, acting on the CH-OH group of donors, NAD or NADP as acceptor. The record is from RefSeq and is a predicted model, not a curated record.
UGGAAACUCUCAACAACAACAUAACCUCUACCAUCCAUGCUCUUGGUGUUUCCCAACAGCUAGCAAAAGGGAAAGCAGCAUGCCCUAUAUAUAAAAUGACGGAAAGCAUGGUCUUAAUUGGUAGCCAAGACAAUGGAUGGGAAGCUCGAAUCUAAGGGCAAAGUUUGUGUGACAGGGGCUUCUGGCUUUCUGGCUUCUUGGCUAAUUAAGCGACUUCUCUUGUCUGGAUAUCAUGUCAUUGGAACUGUUAGAGAUCCAGGAAAUGAGAAGAAAUCAGCGCAUCUGGUGAGGUUGGAAGGAGCGAGGGAGAGACUCCGGCUGGUGAAGGCUGAUCUAAUGGAAGAGGGCAGCUUUGACGAUGCAAUCAUGGGAUGCCAUGGUGUUUUCCACAUUGCUUCUCCUGUGCUGAAACCUUCAUCUGAUCCAAAGGCAGAAAUCUUGGAACCGGCUAUUCAGGGUACACUAAACGUUCUAAGUUCAUGCAAAAAGAAUCCAUCUCUAAGGCGUGUAGUUCUCACCUCAUCUUCUUCAACCGCGAGGGCAAGAGAUGAUUUUGACCCCAAUAUACCUUUGGAUGAAACAUCUUGGAGCUCUGUCGAACUCUGCGAGAGACUACAGAUAUGGUAUGUUUUAUCAAAAACGCUGGCUGAAAGGGCAGCAUGGGAUUUCUGCAACAAAAAUGGGAUCGACCUGGUGACCGUACUGCCCGCAUUCGUCAUUGGACCCAGUUUGCCACCAGACUUGUGUUCUACUGCAUCAGAUGUGCUUGGCUUACUUAAAGGGGAAACGGAGAAAUUCCAAUGGCAUGGAAGGAUGGGAUAUGUCCACAUAGAUGAUGUAGCACUUUGCCACAUCCUUGUCUACGAACAUGAAGCUGCUUUCGGACGAUACCUUUGUAGCUCUACUGUUGUAGAUAAUAAUGAGUUAGCAUCCUUGUUAGCUGCUCGAUAUCCUUCCCUGCCUAUUCCAAAAAGGUUUGAGCAACUAAACAGACCAUAUUAUGAAUUGAACACAUCGAAGUUGGAGAGUUUGGGAUUCAAGUUCAAAUCAAUACAAGAGAUGUUUGAUGAGUGCAUUGCAUCCCUGGUGGAGCAUGGUUACCUUUCUGUCUAGCAAUGCUCAGUGGUGACACUUCUCCUGCCCAUAGUCACAGCCCGGCCUCAACUAUAACUAAUGAAGCCGUUAAAUGAGGAAAAAUACCUUAUAUUGAAUAAAUUAGCCUCCUAUGAUUAAUGUCUAUCAUCCUUUCUAUAUCCCUUUUUACAUACAUUCACGGGAAUAAAAAGAAUAACAUGACGUUUAGAAAAACAUCGUGACAACAUAUGUAUCCAACGUUUGUGA